Molecule: messenger RNA, 1454 nt
Organism: Daphnia pulex (common water flea)
Lineage: Eukaryota; Metazoa; Arthropoda; Branchiopoda; Diplostraca; Daphniidae
Product: nicotinamide N-methyltransferase-like
Exons: 4
Coding region: 400-1326 (308 amino acids)
Cellular component (GO): cytosol
Molecular function (GO): N-methyltransferase activity
Source: RefSeq, a predicted model, not a curated record
AGAGUCGAGUCGACCGGAGUUUUUCUUAUUUUUCUCCCGUUCAGGGUGGAAUAUAAAAAAAAAAAGUUUAUUUAUUCAAGCGUCAGAGUAUAUACACAACGCUAGACGGCGCACUAGGCGGCAGCUAUACAUGCACAAAGGCGAGGGCAACCUAGUGGGGGGGGGGGAAAUAUUCUAGUAAAAUAUAUUAGUUAUACACUUACUAUAUUAUACACUCUUCCUAUAUAGAUAUAUGUUACUCUUGGGAUAUAAUACUGUUGAGGUCCUUUGAUUAUAACUGCUAUACUACUACUACAUCUCUGGCCAAUGCAUAAAUAAUGAGGUUGCACGGGGCCACGAGGAAUCAUAUAAAUAGAGGAGACGUAUCAAAGCUUAUCCGUUAGUAGCUAGCAGCUUUUAAUGAUGGAGUCUGAAGCUAAACGGUUGGCGUUGGAGCAAUUGUACAGAGAUCAGUUCAAACCGGAAGAAUAUCUCUCCACUUACUACCGAACGCUGGAUGCCGAAGUUGAAUUCUUCCUUCGCAAUCUUCACCAUUUCUUCUUUGUUUCCAACGGUGGACACCAUGAUGGAACUUUCCAAGAGCACGAAAAGCAGGUAGAAGUGAGUGAUGAUGAGAUGAAUAAGAAGAAGAAAGGAAGGCGGGUCUUGGAGAUCGGAUCGGGCCCCGUGCCCAUUUCAAUGAUCUCAGCCAGUCGUUGGAGUGAAUGGAUCGUUUGCAGCGAUUUCCUGGAACAGAACAGACAAAACAUCAAACAGUGGCUGCUGACGAUGACGGCCACAACAACAUCAACAGCAGCAGCACCUGGUCGACACGAUGACGACGAAACGUGGUUGCCAUUCUUCCGAUACGUCACCGAACUGGAACGGGCCGAAUCAGAGACUUUGUUACUGGAGCGCGUCCGUCACUCUGUCCGAGCUGUCGUACCGUGCAAUGUCUUAUUGACCGAUCCCUUGAUGAACGACAAAGAAGCCGCCCAAAAUGCUGACGGCAAUUCAUUAUACGACGUGAUUAUCACAACACUUUGCCUCGAAUUUGCCACGCUAUCAGUCGACGAGUACUCGGCCGCAGUGGGCAAUGUUACCAGGCUCUUGAGCCCAGGGGGCUUUCUCGUCGUUCAGGGAGCUUUAGGAAACAGCCAUUAUUGGCACAACAAUCAUCAAUUUCCGUCCGUUACGCUCAGCAGAGCUGUAGUGGAAUCGGCUGUAAAGAAGGCCGGAUGUCUGCUAGUCGAUUGGAGAGAAUUGGCUAGGUGUUGCCCACUCCAAGACAAACCAGCCGACCAUUCAGCUGUUUUCUAUUGUCUUGCUCGUAAAAAUCAGAUUUAAAAUAUUCUUAAAUCUGAUUUUUCUUUUCACAACUUUUUAUUCAAAUUUUUUGACGUAAUAGAAUUUUGAAUCUAACCGAUUGAUGUGUUUCUAGUGGUUUUUCAAUACAAAAAAAAAUCAAUUGUCAA